AUGGCGGCGGCGAUCGCCAGCUCCCUGAUUCGGCAGAAAAGGCAGGCGAGGGAGCGCGAGAAAUCCAACACCUGCCGCUGCGCCAGCAGCCCGAACAAAGCCAAAAGUGUAUGCGAGAAACCGAGUCGCCUCAGCGUCUUCUCCCGGGUCAAGCUCUUCGGUUCUAAGAAGCGCCGGAGGAGACGACCAGAGCCCCAGCUGAAGGGGAUCGUGACGAAGCUGUACAGUCGGCAGGGCUUCCAUUUGCAACUCCAGGCAGAUGGAACCAUUGAUGGAACUAAAGAGGAGGACAGCAGUUUCACCAUGUUCAACCUCAUCCCAGUGGGUCUGCGAGUGGUAGCCAUCCAGGGCGUCCAGACCAAACUGUACCUGGCCAUGAACAGUGAAGGCUACCUGUAUACAUCAGAACAUUUCACACCUGAGUGCAAAUUUAAAGAAUCAGUGUUCGAGAACUACUACGUGACAUAUUCCUCCAUGAUAUACAGACAGCAGCAGUCAGGCAGAGGCUGGUACCUAGGCCUGAACAAAGAGGGCGAAAUCAUGAAGGGCAACCAUGUAAAGAAGAACAAGCCUGCUGCACAUUUCCUGCCCAAACCUUUGAAAGUGACUAUGUAUCGGGAGCCCUCUCUGCAUGACCUGACUGAGUUCUCGCGCUCUGGCAGUGGUACACCCACUAAGAGCAGGAGUGCAUCAGCUGUCCUUAACGGAGGCAAGGCUGUGAGUCAGAACGAGUCCACGUAGCCCAGCUGCUCUGGCCUGCUUACCCUACGCCUUCACCAAAACCUCCGGAUGCUCGUGACU
Neoarius graeffei (lesser salmon catfish) is the source of this 801-nucleotide messenger RNA. RefSeq names its product fibroblast growth factor 13a (gene fgf13a). Gene Ontology annotation, biological process: positive regulation of protein phosphorylation; animal organ morphogenesis; fibroblast growth factor receptor signaling pathway. Gene Ontology annotation, cellular component: cytoplasm. Lineage: Eukaryota; Metazoa; Chordata; Actinopteri; Siluriformes; Ariidae. The record is from RefSeq and is a predicted model, not a curated record. The transcript has 5 exons. Gene Ontology annotation, molecular function: fibroblast growth factor receptor binding; growth factor activity. Bases 1 to 741 code for a protein of 246 amino acids.